GGAGUUUAUAGUGUUGUUGACAAAUGUCAGAUGUUUCCGAUGAUCGUCGGGCUUAUUUAGGGAAGUAUGGAAGAGUGUUCCAGCCUGAGGUCGAGUGAUUCUGCAGGUACGAGUGAAGAGUAUGAGAUUGUGGAGAGUCUGGCAGGUCAGGACUCCGAGCCACAGCUAAACAUAGCCAAUAACGGCAGUAUGGAUGACCUGCAACAUGAACUUACAGAGGUAAUGAGGGAAAAAGCCCAAGACAGUUCUUCUCCAAAUGGCAGCCUCGACACAAGCGCAAACUCUAGCACAAAGAAAGAUGAUGACACUCCUUGUGAUGCCCUGCCAAUUCUGGACACUCAGACAUCUACUCUGAGCGAGGACUUGUGCAGCAACUCAGAGAACUUAAUUGACAAUAGAAACCUCGGGGAAAACAAUCCUAGUUUUUCGCAGACUGCAUCAGACGAUGACAUGGAGAGAGUUCAGGCAGAGGACGGGAGCGGCGAUUAUACAAUAUUCAAUAGAGUAACAUACUUGGGAGCAGCCUCCAUCAAUGCUCCUCGAAGUGAGGCUGAGAUCCAACGCAACAUGGCCAUACUAAAUGAUCAAGCCCAGGAGCAGGCCCUUGAGGUCUCUGUGUCUGUCCCAUCAAACUCUGAGGGCUAUGUCAUAAUUUAUGAUGCAACUACAAGCUCUGAGAUGACACGUUUCAAAAUUCAUCGUAUCCUAUUUUGUGCACGGGGAAAAGUGGAUACCUCAGAAGCAAGAUGUUUUGCCUUCACUUCAUCACAUGGGGACACACAUGAGACAGCCAUAUUCCAGUGUCAUGUAUUUCGCUGUCAGAUUCCAGAGGCAGUUGCUCGUGUUCUCAUCACCUUUGCUGCAGCAUUUCGCAGAAUUCCAAAGAGCAAAAUGAUAAAAAAGGAAGAGGAGCAACAUCAAACCCGACAGCAUCACUCAGAAUAUGAACACCUCUUCGACAUAUCGCUAGAAAUUAAGGAAGAGGAUAGCAAGGGUAAUUUCAAUGUAGUUCCUCGUGACAAAGAAUUCUUCAAGUUGCGAAGUAACAUUGAAAAGCAGCUCAUCCUGACCGUCUCUCCGGCUCCCCCGAGCACCCAGGCUAAUGCGAUCCAUGCAAGUUUAGAAGAUUUGUGCGUGCAACGUUGCUUCGGGCUUCUUGUUGCUCCAGGCCGCAGGGUUAAGCAUGCUGACAUGAAUCUUCUGGAGAUGGGUGGUAAAUACUGCAACCAUCUUCAGCUGCAGGAGCAGGCUAACAACCAUGACAAAAGAAAGAUACAGGUAUCAAUGGGAAGCAAUGCAAAUGACAAGAGAAGUUAUGUCAUAUCCGGUCAUUGGGACCCCACGGACCCUGUGUUCACUGAGCUUAAUCAGGAGACUCAGAGGGACAAGAGAGUCUUCAUGACAGUUGCCAUAGAUCUAGUCAUGAGAGGUAUUCAGGAGCCCGUGCGCUUCGUCAUAGAAACCAAAGUUCGCGUAUAUCCUCAGAAUGAGAGGUUUUGGUACUUCAGCAAGAAACCUCUGGUUCACCUCUUUUCACUCAAACUCAAGCAGGUUGAACACUCACCUCAAGGGGAUCAACAGUAUGUGGUAACAAGUGUUGACAACAUGGGAGAAGUGGAGCGAUGGCGACCAUCAGCCAUGUCCCUCUCUCUGAACCUGUCAUCACUAACGUCAUCAACACUCUCCUCUCUUUCAACUGGUCGUUCCCCCUCAAUAGCCUCAAUAGAAACACCAGGAUGCGAAGAGGAUUCAGAUGAUGACGAGCCCUUGCUAAGUGGUUCUGGUGAGGUGUCUAAGGACUGUCCUCAGGGAGAGUUAGACAUGUGGCGACAGGUGCUCCCCAAGUGGCAGGAUGCACGUGUACAGCUGCCCAAAGGCGUGUCAGGUCUGGUCAAGCGUGGCAUUCCUGAGGCACUUAGAGGGGAGGUGUGGCAACUCUUGGCUCGCUGUUGUGAUGAUACUGACAUGAUGGAGACCUACAGAGUGCUCAUUACAAAGGACUGUCCCAGUGAACAAGUGAUUCUCCGAGAUAUCAACCGCACUUUCCCGGCCCAUGACUACUUCAAGGAAGCCGGUGGAGUAGGCCAGGACUCCCUCUACAAAAUCAGUAAAGCUUAUGCUGUGUAUGAUGAAGAAGUGGGAUACUGCCAGGGGCUUUCCUUCCUCGCAGCAGCACUGCUUCUCCACAUGCCUGAGGAACAAACCUUCUGUGUCCUUGGUAAAAUUAUGUUUGAGUAUGGGCUGCGCGACCUCUUCAAGGAUGGAUUUGAGAUUCUCCAUAUGCGUUUUUAUCAACUUGGGAAGUUGAUGGAAGAACAACUCCCAGAUGUGUGGCAGCACUUCCAAGAGCAAGGUGUUGAGAUUCACAUGUUUGCUAGUCAGUGGUUCCUCACAUUAUACACGGCCAAGUUCCCUCUCUUCAUGGUGUUCCAUUACUUGGACCUCUUCCUGCUCACAGGCAUUGACUCUGUGUUCCAAGUGGCUCUGGCUUUAUUGCAGAUGUCCAAGAAAGAACUGCUGUCAUCUGACUUCGAGGGUAUUCUCAAAUACUUCCGGGUGUCACUGCCCAAGAAGUAUCGCAAUGAGGACACUGCCCGGCAACUGUUCAAGUUGGCCACAUCAAUCAAGGUGAAGAAGUUGAAGAAAUAUGAGAAGGAGUACUUGGCCAUGAAAGAACAAGAGGCUAUGCAGGAGGACCCUGUAGUCCGCCUGGAGCGUGAGAAUCGUCGUCUGCUGGAAGAUAACAUGAGGCUUGAGCGUGAAAAUGAUGAUCUAGCACAUGAGCUUGUUACUAGCAAGAUAAAUAUGAGAUACAGCAUGGAUAAGUUGGAAGACAAGUGUGAUAGUUUGAAUAAGGAGGUCACAAGUGUCAAUUCAAUGCUAAAGGAUGCUGAAGAAGAGAAGAAGCGCCUCCUCAUGGAAGCAAAUCAGGUUAAGGAAAUGCUAAAACGCGAGGUAGAAAAGGGUGAUGUGGAGUCCCAGAGAAACGGUGCCAUCAUCGCAGACUAUAAGAAAAUCUGCUCACAGCUCUCAGAAAGACUGGACAAGGAACAGGCCGCCAACGUCAAGACGAUCAACAUGUACAAGGCCAAGGUCUCUGCAUGUGAGAAGUGUAGCGGCAUUUUGUCUCCUGUGACGGGACCCCCAGGUGAACUAGGUGUUGAAGAAUCCCCGGUGGUAACCAAGCUACACCAGCAGAUUCGAGAGUUAGAGCUAGAGCUUGCACAGACCAAACUGGCCUUGGUCGAGUCUGAGUGCAAGAAUCAGGAUUUAACCCAUCAGCUGAGCACUGCAGUGACAGAGCUGCAAGCCACAAAGAACACAUGGUUUCAGAAGACUCUCACCUCCUUUUCUUCACUCAAGGAACGCACAGCUUCCACCAGCUCUAACAACCCAAGUGGAGUCACAUCCACUAGUAGCAACAUAACAGUUAGUGCCCUGCAGCGCCAGCAGAGCAGAGACAGCAACUCAGAGAAAGCAUAAGAGUGACUGCUUGAGCAAAAUUUAUAUGGAUAUUUGAUGUGAGAAUAGUUGGUGAGAUGAUUUCUAUGAGUGUGAUACUAUUUCUUUCUCAUUCUUUCCUCUUCUUGUUUUUCUUAAAGGAGCCAGAAUACUAGAAAAUACUAGCAGACAACAGAGAAAGAGAACUAUAUAGUGGCAGUAUGGUGAAUCAGUCAUAUAUUCAAUUUGACAAUAGUGCAUAUGGAGGUUGACAUGUUCUGAUGCUUCUGAGGUGUAAGGAAAUAUUGCAGUCAUACCUUUUAGCCUUAAGCAUUAGUCAUGAGAUACAUUCAGUACUUUGAAAUAUGAAAGCAUAUUCAGACUUUAAUAACAUUCAAUGUUUAUAUACAAAUGGACUUUUUCAAGAGGAUGUUUACAGAAGAAAAACACUUAAAUCUGUUUCACAGUAAGAUAAUACUUUUUAUUUUCAUGUUUGUAUGAUAUAUAUAUGAAAAGCAGUGUGUAAUGUAGAUAAUAUACCCUUUACAAAACAGAAUUUAUGUUGCGUGUAUCAGUAGAUAUAUCAGCAAGGUGACUUUCUUUCCUCUCUUGAGAUAAGAAAGUAUGUUUUCAUCUUCAAGAUCAAAUGUACACAGUAGUAACCAGAUGUCCCCUUGUCAUUGUAUAUGAGUCCAUGUCUCUUUAUAUUAACAUUCAGUGAAUGCUGAUGGUCACAAUACCUUGCUUAAUUACUUAGUAAACCAUAGCCACAACUUGCUUCUGGAGGGGACAUAGAUUGUCCUACUCUCAUUGUGGGUCUGCUUUUACUGGGUUCACAAGUUGAUGAUUGAUAAUGAAAAUAUCAGUGAUGAAUGUCUCAAAGGCCUUGAAGCUUGUUACUCUGAACAGAGAUGUAUCAGAUAUUUUUUCAUGAUUAUAGAAAAGUGUAGUAUAUUUUGAUGGUGUUUUGAGGUAUUGCAUUACUUUUGUGGGAUAUUUCACCUGCUUCCAAAUGCUUCAUAGUUAUCCACAGUGUAAAAAUAAACAAAUGAAUAGGGAAAGAGAGGGAAGGAGAAUUAGAAUUAGAAUCUGUGUUAUUUAUAACAAAUGGAGGAGUAGAUGAAUCAGCUGAAGUAAAUUUUUAACAAAGCAAAAGAUGCAUCACAAUAAUGUUAUUUUCUAGCCUCAGUGAUUAUGCUCUUCUGUAAAAGCCAUUGUGCCCAGACGCAGAAGAUGGCUGCUAUAAAAUCACUGCAGUUGGAUGUAGUUGUUUCAGUUAUUCAUAUUUUAUAAUGAAACAUAGAUAUGUGAUCUUCCUGGCCAUUAGUAGUGUUGGCUUUACCCAAUUGUAGGAACUGGAGUCUGUUUUUGGACGAAUAUAUCUGCCAUUAUUGUAUGUAAAUGGCUUUAUUACCUAUGUCAUGAACAGAUGUAGCAGACAUUUACUGUAUGACAUAAUAAUAGUUCAAGCUUCAAUGUAUGGACAUUAGCAAACACUCCAUGUGCUGGCUAGGUUUCACAUGAAGGGAAAAAGAUCCAUGGAUUUCAAAUAUCUGGUUGAAUAUACCUGUUCUGGCCAUAAGAAGCCUAGAUUUUCAAGAAGAAAAGAUAAAAGGUAUUCUGUUCUGUCUUUGGAAGAUAGGCGUGAGAUAUUGAGUAUGAAUAUUUGUUAUAUUAGGACUUGCUAGUCUAACCAUAUACAUAAGGAAGAAGAUAUAAGUGUAAAAGCUCUGGAAGGUAUAUAGGUCACUGCCAAAGUAUCUAGUGGAAAAGAAUAUUAUUAAUGGUAUGUAAAACCAUUUAUCAGUGUAGAUCUCAGUGUCAGUUCUCGUAUUUAACUCAUCCAACUAGCUCUUAGGACCAAGUUUGAUUUUUUUUGUUUGCUCUGUUUGUCAGCUUGUUUAUAGUGUAACAUGGUUACUAAAGGGUCUAGUCUUUUCACUCUUCAGCAUUGACAGGAACACACAAGAAAUGAUAAGAUAUUUAUUUGUUUCUCUUUUUUUUUUUCUUUUUUUAUCGUUUUUCAUUUUAGGAUCUGAUUAAAGAGAGCAGAGUUGGACACGAAAGAACUCAAAUUUUGCAUUGAAAUAUGAGGUCCCAUGUUGAUACUUGUCAUUACAAACAAAACAUCCAGGAGCAUAUAGCAUCCAAAAGUGAGAAGAUCAAUGGGAUUAUUUCAUCCAAAAGAUAAAGAAGAAGAAGAAGAAAAAACAAAGAUAAGAACUGCAAAUGCUUCAUUUUCAAUUCAUCUGCUCUUCCUUUUAAAGGACUAUAUAGCCUUGCCCUUUCUUCUCACCCUUGCUGUGUCUCUUUUGUAUCGAACACCCAGUUGUUUGGAUUAGGGUCAUCUCAUUAUGAGGUGGUAAUUUUGCGUCUUCGGUAAGUUAUCACCGCCUUGCGUAUGAUACUCCUUGUCUGAUUUUGCUUGACGUCUGGCAGUGUGUACAUAGUGUAUCUCUUAAAUAUGAUAGUAAUGGUUACUUUCCUGCUAUUUUUGAUACAUUUUCUUUUAUUUUGUUUAUAUUUUGAGGAUAGUGAUAGAUUUCUUUUUUUUUCUCUCUCUCUCUCUUUCCUUUAUAUUGUCUUUUUAAUGAUGGUGAUCUUCCUCUUUAACUUAUUAUUAUUUUAUUGUUAUUACUAAUAUGAUUAUCAUUAAUAUUGGCAUUUUUGGU
Penaeus vannamei (Pacific white shrimp) is the source of this 6113-nucleotide messenger RNA. The record is from RefSeq and is a predicted model, not a curated record. Lineage: Eukaryota; Metazoa; Arthropoda; Malacostraca; Decapoda; Penaeidae.